Molecule: messenger RNA, 990 nt
Organism: Tigriopus californicus
Lineage: Eukaryota; Metazoa; Arthropoda; Copepoda; Harpacticoida; Harpacticidae
Product: leupaxin-like
Exons: 2
Coding region: 170-784 (204 amino acids)
Biological process (GO): positive regulation of integrin-mediated signaling pathway; cell-cell adhesion; positive regulation of substrate adhesion-dependent cell spreading
Cellular component (GO): cell-cell junction; cytoplasm; focal adhesion
Source: RefSeq, a predicted model, not a curated record
UGGAUGUAGGGGCACCAAAAGAACGAAUCUCCUGCCCUUUGCAAGUCCCGCCUGACUGACGAAACUAGCGAGUGAGCGACUGACUGAAUCACUGACUGAGUGACGGAGAUUCAUUCUGUUAAUUUCAAGUGUUCACAUCUGGGGAAGAAAUAAGUGUGAAAUUGCCUAAAUGGACCCACAAAAUCGUUAUCAUGACUUGGAAAAUCUCCUUGAAGAAAUGAAACAUUCCAAGAUCUCAGGCCAAAGAACAAUGGAAUCUAAAGCAGAAUCCCGCUGGAUGGACCAUAGCCGUUCCCAAUCUGUUUCCAAAAAUGGGGUUCUCUAUAAGGAAGAAUUGGAAAAUAAAAGAGAAUACCAAGAAAUAUCAAUUGAUAAUUGGAUCGAAGUGGACGAAUUGGCCAGCUCUCUGGAUGAGUGUAUGGUGAAGUGGAAAGGGGUAGAGAUCCCCAAAAACUUGAUGGCUGUUCCCUCUACCCCGGUUUUAUUCGAGCAUUUCAAGAAGACCAAUCAAGGCGGCAAUAUCAUCCGAGCUCCUGAGGAAGCUAUAGAACAAGAAAUUGAACCUAUUCCUCAACCAGAAUUGCCAAAAGUUGAACUCAACUACUACACCUGUGCGGCUUGUCAGGGGGAAAUUCAAGGCCGAUGCAUCACGGCCAUGUUCCGGAAAUUCCAUCCCGAGCAUUUUGUGUGUUCCUUUUGUUUGAAGCAGUUGAACCAAGGCACGUUCAAGGAACGGGAGGACAAACCCUUUUGUAACAUGUGCUUCAACAGGCUUUUUGGAUAGCACUGUCGAUGGGAACUAUAAUCUUUUUUAAGAGCACCCAACCAUGGUAAGGUUGACAACCAUCAUCAAUUCCAUUGUCCGCAUGUCUUUUUCAAGUUCUUGACAAUCGUAAUUUUUAAAAGUACGUAUAACAAUUUUGAUUGCAGACGUUGAACUGUACUUGUUCUGCGUCCAUUUUAAUGAAUAAAUGAUUUAAAAACACUGUC